Messenger RNA from Amaranthus tricolor (Joseph's coat), 1403 nucleotides. RefSeq lists its product as uncharacterized. The record is from RefSeq and is a predicted model, not a curated record. Bases 151 to 945 code for a protein of 264 amino acids. Lineage: Eukaryota; Viridiplantae; Streptophyta; Magnoliopsida; Caryophyllales; Amaranthaceae. The transcript is spliced from 10 exons.
AUGUUAUAAAAUGGAGUGAGAAUAUUGUGACCUAAAAUUUGUUAAGAUUUUGUGUUUGGUUUUGGGUUUGUUUUACGGCUUUGUGCAACAAGCCAACAAUGAAUCCGGCAACCUCGUCUACUUGAAUUCACCCUUUUGUCCCUAGAAACUAUGGAAGCAAGUUUGAUCCGAUGCUCCAAUUUCCCUUUCUACAAAUUGAAUCCGCCCAAAUUCCAACAUAUACUUCUGCAGACCAUCAAAAAAUCCCAUCUUUCCUCAAGGUCUCUUCAUACUGAUAAUGGAAGGUCAAUGAAGAAGAAAGCAUAUGAUGGAUUGUUGUUAGAUGCUGGUGGUACCCUUUUGCAACUCUCUGAGCCUGUCGAACAAACCUAUGCUAAAAUUGGCUUGAAAUAUGGGUUAAGUGCAACUGCACCUGAAAUUAGGCAAGGAUUUAAGAGAGCCUUUUCUGCUCCGUGGCCUGAGAAACUUCGCUACCAGGGUGAUGGGAGACCAUUCUGGAAACUAGUUGUUUCCGAAGCUACUGGUUGUGCUGAUGAUGACUACUUUGAUGAAGUUUAUAAGUACUAUGCAAAUGGUAAUGCAUGGCAUCUUCCAGAUGGUGCCCAUGAGACAUUGUUAUGCCUAAAAAAUGCUGGAGUUAAGCUGGCUGUUGUAUCAAACUUUGACACUCGAUUAAGGAAGCUAUUGAAGGAACUCGAUGUUUUAGAUUUGUUUCAUGCUGUGUUGGUGUCAUCUGAGGUCGGAUUUGAAAAACCAGAUGCUCAGAUAUUCAAAAGAGCUCUAGACGAGAUUGGUGUUGAUGCUCACAAAGCUGUUCAUGUUGGGGACGACGAACAGGCGGACAAGAAUGGAGCUAAUGCAGUUGGAAUUGAUUGUUGGUUAUGGGGAAAGGACGUCAAGUCAUUUUCACAAAUACAAGAUCGUAUCCUUGUGCUGGACCAAUAGUUCUCAAAACACGGAUCGACAAUUGUGCUGUAUAGAUUGUCGGAUCUUGAAUCAGAUAAGCCUCGUGCAAUUAUACCACACCAAUAUUAGGAUUUAGCUACUACAACUGAUUCCAUCCAAUCUUCACUGUUUUUUUCAUUGUCAGUCUAAAAAGUGUCGCACAGAAAAUUCGCUUCGAGUUAGUAGCGUUCUUAAUAAAACUGCUUAAGAGUUGGAUAGCUCAUAGCUACGAAUGUUAGCCUGUCUAUGUUGCCGAGAUGAGGUAUUGCAAUUAACAACCUACCUUACAUGGAAUGCUCUUUGCCAAUUCAUAUUUUCAGAAAGCCAAAUUGUAUUCUAUACUCUUAUAGUCUUGUUUUGGGUUUUUAGUGUUGAGUAUUAACUCUAACCAGCUAAAUGUUGAUUAAUUCAAUUGUACUAGUCCUUUUUGUUUCUUAAAUCAGAAUUUUGAGGUCACC